AUGGCCUCGGCUUCACCUUGCGACGAGCUGCCAACCGAGAUCCUGGCCGCCGCGCUAUCAUGGCUCUCGUCACGGCAGCUGGUGCUCGUCACAUCUGUCAGCCGGCGCUUCCACUCCGUCGCUACGCGUGUCUUGUACCGCCGGCUGAUGGACGUGGCCUCAAUGCCGGAGCAUAAGCUGAUACUUGAAUGCUACCACCCCAGCGCAAAGAUAUCCACGCCAUAUCUGGCGUGUCGCUAUCUUGGAACAAAGACUGCCGGGCUGGGGGCAAUAGACGAUGCCUCGCCGAGACUCGAAGACCUGCCCAAGAUGUACUCAUCUUUCCGGCCCGUGCUGACCGAGGAGAAUCGCCGCCGCAGGUUUCGGCCGGAUUGGCUGCAGCAGUCACUAGCAAUGCAAGGCAGCCAAGGGGCUGGCAGAGACAGUGAGGACGAAUUCGCGGUGCAAGAGGUUUACCUCGAUGAAGGCGAGCUGUUCUCGCAGCUAUGCACCGUCACCAACGUUGUGAAGGAGAGCGCGCGCCCGGGCUUCUACCUGAGCCACGUCAACACUUGCGACGGUGUGAUUCGCAUUUGGAGAGGUUGGCUGGCCGAGCUGGCUGCCUCCAGCACCUUUCGCCCGAUGGAUGACGACUCGCAGCGCUUUGCUGCGUCGUCUUCCGGUGCGUCAAGGAUAGACUCGGACAAAUUCCUUUGGGUCGAUCCGGCAAAGAGCGUUGGGCUACGCUUCAGCAACAAAGUGAUGCCGUCGGAAAGGAUGCCACUCAUAGCCGGCCCCGGCGAUGAUGAGGCAGUCUCAUACUCGCUAGUAUACGAAGAACUUGUGGUGCGCACUACCAUGCUGCUGUUUGCUGUCGAGGCCUCGGAGAUACAAGAAGUGUCCCGAUCAAGCAAAGCAGUCGUGAUCGCUCAGUAUGGCCCUUCGGCAUAG
Purpureocillium lilacinum is the source of this 930-nucleotide messenger RNA. RefSeq lists its product as uncharacterized. The record is from RefSeq and is a predicted model, not a curated record. NCBI's taxonomy places the organism in Eukaryota, Fungi, Ascomycota, Sordariomycetes, Hypocreales, Ophiocordycipitaceae.